Hemibagrus wyckioides is the source of this 2198-nucleotide messenger RNA. It is a transcript of the gene mfge8a, whose product is annotated as milk fat globule EGF and factor V/VIII domain containing a. The transcript has 10 exons. The record is from RefSeq and is a predicted model, not a curated record. Lineage: Eukaryota; Metazoa; Chordata; Actinopteri; Siluriformes; Bagridae. Gene Ontology annotation, molecular function: calcium ion binding. Bases 87 to 1517 code for a protein of 476 amino acids.
CCAGUCCUCAGAUUUGUUGCAUCCCUUUCGGCAAAAUAAACCCUUGAGAGACGUCAGUGGAAAGAAACUGUUAGGACUGAAACAAUAUGAGGCUAAGAAGUGUCCAUCGCUCCUUUAUUCUUGCAAGUUUCAUUAUUUGCUGUGUUUGGAGUGUCUAUGGAGACUACUGUGAGGUGAACUUGUGCCAUAAUGGCGGGACAUGUGUGACUGGAGUAGGAGAGGAAUCUUUUGUCUGUAUCUGUGCCGAAGGAUUUACAGGAGACACGUGUACUGCCAAAGAGAAUGGUCCGUGCAGCCCUAACCCAUGUAAAAAUGAUGGAGAGUGUGAGGUGAUUGCAAACUCCAGACGAGGAGAUGUUUUUAAUGGUUAUGUUUGCAAAUGCCAGUCUGGCUUUGAGGGCGUUAACUGCCAAAUAAAUGUAAAUGACUGUGAUAACCAGCCUUGUAAGAAUGGAGGCGUAUGUCGGGACCUGGAUGGAGACUACACAUGCCAUUGCCCUUCUCCUUAUGUAGGGAAGCAAUGCCAGCUAAGCUGUAUCUCUUUGUUAGGAAUGGAGGAAGGGGGAAUUGUCGAGUCCCAGAUCUCUGCCUCCUCGGUGCACUUUGGCAUUCUGGGUUUGCAGCGCUGGGGACCUGAGCUCGCCCGCCUCAACAACCAGGGUUUCGUUAACGCUUGGAGUUCAGACCCCCAUGACAAGAACCCUUGGCUUGAGAUCGAUCUACAAAAGAAGAUGCGUCUCACUGGUAUCAUCACACAGGGAGCCAGUCGCAUGGGCACAGCUGAGUUCAUCAAGUCCUUCAAGAUGGCAUCAAGCUUUGAUGGCAAAAUGUACAUGAUGUACAGAGCUCCUGGCCAAAGGAAAGACAAGGUAUUUAUUGGGAAUACCGAUAAUGAAAGCACCAAGACGAAUCUGUUCGAACCCCCAAUUGUGGCUCAGUACAUUCGCAUCAUCCCUGUGGUGUGCCGCAAAGCAUGCACUCUGCGCCUGGAGCUGGUUGGCUGUGAACUAAACAUCUACUCCAAUGCUGUAGGCUGCUCUGAGUCUCUGGGUAUGAAGUCUCGUCUUAUCUCAGACAGCCAGCUGUCGGCGUCCAGCGCUUUCCGCACCUGGGGCAUAGAUGCGUUUACAUGGCUUCCACAUUAUGCUCGCCUGGACAAGCAGGGCAAAACCAAUGCCUGGUCCCCAGCCAGCAACAACCGCACUGAAUGGCUGCAGCUGGACUUGGAUAAGCCUAAGAGAAUCACAGGCAUCAUCACUCAGGGAGCAAAAGACUUUGGCGUGGUGCAGUUUGUGUCUGCUUUUAAGAUUGCAUACAGUGACGAUGGUCAGUCAUGGAGCAUUGUAAAGGAUGCAACCAACAGAACAGAUAAGAUUUUCCAAGGCAACAUUGACAACAAUACACACAAAAAGAACUUGUUUGAGCCACCUUUCUUUGCCCGAUUCGUGCGCUUCCUGCCUUGGGAGUGGCACGAACGCAUCACUUUAAGGAUGGAGUUGCUGGGCUGUGAUGCUUAGAAUCAUGAAGAGGAUCAUGGCAUGUUUUCCUACAGCAGCUGACUGUAUUUUCAUCUUAACAGAUAUAAGCGGUCACGGUGUGUUACUGGUUCAGCUAAGAAUAAAGAAUAAAUUGUACUGACUGGAUUGUCUUGAUGAAUUAAAAAAAUCUUGUAAUUUGUCUCGGUAUCAUUUGCUAAUAUGCCUAGAUUAAUACUUGCACUUCUUGUGGUUUUUUUUAAUUGUAUGAUUUGAAAGUUUUCUAGAUAAUAAUGCAUUCAUAUAGUCCAUGAAUGCAUUAACUCUUCUUCCAAGCAUGCAGCCUAGUCCCCAGUAAUCAGCCUGAUGUCAAUAUUACAUUUUAGUUUUAUGAUUUUGGACAAAGACUAUGUGUAGUCAGGGAUUGUGCAAUAAGAUAAUAGAAAGCAUAAAUACUAAUAUAAAAGUGUAGAAUUAUCAAUAAGAAAUUAAUUGAAUUAUUUCGGUAAAUAUGAACGUCUCACUACUAAUUGAUACUCAUGGUUCUGCAUGCAUUUUUUAGUACAGUUUCUUAUUUCUAGCCCACAUUUUGCUUUGUGUAUACAGUAUCUACGGUUUCAACCACCAAAUUUAUACAGAAGUGUAGUUUUUUUUUUUUACUUUUUAUAAAAUGCACUGUAUGUUUCUCAUUAACAGUCAUUCUUAAUAAAUGUUUUAAGGAUU